UCAUAUUAGUGUAGCGGAGAGUAGUGUGUGAUAAAAUAUUUUUUGUCUUUUUGUAUCAAUUUUAUAAGUGUCCUCUUCAGUUAUCCAUUAUUUUUAAGUAGAAGCAAUAAGUGUUAUGUUUAAAUAUAUCAUCGUUCACAAGUCAGUGUAAUUAUGAACCAGAAUCCAUAAGUCAUUUUGGUCCCUUCUGUCGUCUCGCAAAUUCCGGAAAUUGUUUGACAUCCUGUUGUAAUUACGUGUUUUAUGCUACCAAAAGCAAAGAGGACAUUCUAAAAUCACAAAUUUAUAACAUGGUGCUAGAGUUUCUACACAAUGUCAACUGAAAGUUGCUUAGUAAAAGCAAUCUACUCAUUCAAAGGCAAGAAUAAUGACGAACUGUGUUUCAAAAAGGGUGAUAUUAUCACAGUUACUCAGAAGGAGGAAGGGGGCUGGUGGGAAGGAACCUUAGGGGAAACCACUGGGUGGUUCCCUAGUAAUUAUGUUACAGAAUGUAAAGAUCAAGCUGGAUCUUUAACUACAUCUCCUAUUAGAGCAGCAUCUGAAAUUCAAGCAUUUAGAAAUGUUGUCCUGAAAGACAUCAUUGAUUCAGAGAAGGCACAUGUGGCGGAGAUGCAGGGGCUGGCCAGUAAUUUCCUUCAACCCCUGGAGAAUAGUGACAUGCUAACAAGAGAUGAAUUCAAGCAAUUGACAGGCAAUAUAAAUGAGGUGCUACAAACUCAUGAACAGUUCCUUUCCCUGUUAGAAGAAUGUGCAACCAAAACAGGCCCAGACCAGCGGGUGGGUGGCCUGUUCUUACAAUGGGCUCCAAAGAUAAAAUCAGUGCAUCAAACAUACUGUGCUGGUCAUCCUAAAGCAGUGUGCAUCCUCGACAAAUACAAGGAGGAACUGAACACAUGGAUGGAGAAUGCCGGUGCCGUAUGCCCUGGAGUGUUAGUACUAACAGCAGGACUGUCCAAGCCAUUCCGUCGCCUCAGCAAGUACCCGGCGAUGCUGCAAGAGCUGGCGCGACAUGUUCACGAAGCGCAUCCGGACAGGGGUGACACACAUCGUGCUUCAGUUGUUUACAAAGACAUUGCUAGUGGCUGCGCAGCGUUACGGCGGCAAAAAGAGCUAGAGCUCCAAGUAGUAACAGGAGAAGUGCGCGGAUGGCCCGGUGGCGAACUAGCCGCACUAGGCGAUGUCUUGCACAUGGGCAGUGUAGCGGUGGGCCCUUCGCACCAAGACCGGUACCUCGUGCUUUUCCCUUCGGCGCUUCUUUUGCUGUCCGUUAGUAAGAGGGUGUCGGCGUUUGUUUAUGAGGGUUGUCUGCCACUCACCGGCAUAACAGUCUGCAAACUGGACGACUCCGAAACAAGGAAGAAUGCAUUUGAAAUUAGUGGUCCAAUGAUAGACACCAUAGUAGCGGUGUGUCAGACGCGAGCGGAGGCCGACAACUGGGUCAGUUUGUUGCAAAAACAUUCGAACACCAAUAGUCCUGCUCAUGAACCUGGUCAGCCGCAAUCGCUGCCACAUAUGGCCAUGACAGACGGCAAUAACCCUGAUUUAUCGUCAGGUCUAACAAGCCACAAAAGAUCACACUCAUUCAACAACCAUCAAAGCUAUUCGCAGCAUACCCAGCAAUCGUCAAAAAGUAAACAAAAAAAUCAGUCGGCCCGCUGGCUUUUAAAUUCUUGCGACUCUAUUGAUCAGUCGCCUGCCAAACCAAAUAAAAAUGCUAUCGGUAAAAAAUUCUCAUCCGUUGAUUUCAUCGACACGGCGGGAUCGAACUACAGCAAUAAAGGAUGGAGUAUAACAUGUUUGCGCCCCGCGCCGCCCCUGCGGCCGCAAUCCUUCACGGUGGGCUCCGACGAGAACAUAGGCCCGACGCAUCCGUAUGCACCACACCAACGAAAGUCAAAUUCCUAUGAAGAAGACGCUCUUAUUCUUAAGGUCAUCGAAGCCUAUUGCACUUCGGCACGCUGUAGAAAUGCUGUAAGUUCUGUGGACUGCGGUCACUUGUCUCUUGGUAAAGUACAAUAUCACGCACCCGCUUCUAACAUUUUUCACUAUAACUACACUAAAUUGCCUAUCGUCCAAAGAAGUGAGACCCCCGACUACGUAGGCUGCAGCAAGUCUUCGAAAGUGAAGCGUAACAAAAGCUCAGCUGCCGACACUUACCUGUACCGCGGCCCCGAAACGAGGAGGCUGCUCUCGGAACGCAAGUUCCAGAUGAACCGUUCUAACCCAAAUCUAUGGGAAUGUUCAGAGGAGCGCAGGCAGAAGCUGUGCGAGGGUCGGGAACGGCGCAGCGGGUCGCACCCGAGCCUCGCGGCGGCGUUGCGCGCGGUCGCUCCCGCCUCCGCGCCCGCGCCCGCGCCCGCCCCGCUCGUCGCUCCCCGCGCCGCACGCUCGACGCGUUCCUCCACUUGGUGCUGCGGAUCCUUCGUCAAACAACUCACCAAAUCUCACCACUUCGACUGACACAA
Messenger RNA from Cydia strobilella, 2465 nucleotides. It is a transcript of the gene RtGEF, whose product is annotated as rho guanine nucleotide exchange factor 7. Lineage: Eukaryota; Metazoa; Arthropoda; Insecta; Lepidoptera; Tortricidae. The record is from RefSeq and is a predicted model, not a curated record. The transcript is spliced from 10 exons. Gene Ontology annotation, cellular component: cytoplasm. The coding region runs from base 313 to 2460 and encodes 715 amino acids. Gene Ontology annotation, molecular function: guanyl-nucleotide exchange factor activity; protein binding.